AUGGAUUGUUGGAGAAAAGUUUUAGACAUUCCUAUGGACAAUGAUAUUUUUGGUUUAUCUAAUGGGACCCAGCUGAAUGGAGCCCUUCAUUUCCUUUGGAUCAAAAACGAUUCAGACAAGCCAUCGGGGAUUGUUGCUUUUAGUUUGGUGGAUGAGAAAGUGUGGAUGAUUCCCAUGCCUACUCUAUUCACCGAUUUUGAUGAGGCAUCAAACCUAGGGGUGUUUGGAGGAUGUCUCUGCAUUCUACCAUAUGGUAAUUUAAAUUUUUGGAUUAUGAAGGAAUAUGGGGUGAAGCAGUCUUGGACUAAAGUUGAUGUUAAAGUCCCAGUGCCGUUUUCAAAGACCAAGGCAUUCGCUUACCUGAAUUAUGAAGAAACUUUGAUGUUGAGUGACUGCACUAAUUCAGUUUUAUACAACAUAAGAGAGGAAACAUAUAGGGAACUUGACUUGCCUGAUCAGGCCAAGGAAGAUGAGAAUUUUCACGCCAUAGUAUAUGUAGAUAGUCUCGUAUCACCUCUCAUGAAAAAUGUGUGA
Molecule: messenger RNA, 534 nt
Organism: Cornus florida
Lineage: Eukaryota; Viridiplantae; Streptophyta; Magnoliopsida; Cornales; Cornaceae
Product: F-box/kelch-repeat protein At3g06240-like
Exons: 1
Coding region: 1-534 (177 amino acids)
Source: RefSeq, a predicted model, not a curated record